Messenger RNA from Dipodomys ordii (Ord's kangaroo rat), 2872 nucleotides. It is a transcript of the gene Kbtbd12, whose product is annotated as kelch repeat and BTB (POZ) domain containing 12. NCBI's taxonomy places the organism in Eukaryota, Metazoa, Chordata, Mammalia, Rodentia, Heteromyidae. The coding region runs from base 380 to 2248 and encodes 622 amino acids. The record is from RefSeq and is a predicted model, not a curated record. The transcript has 6 exons. Gene Ontology annotation, molecular function: protein binding.
UGUGACAGAAACCAUCUGGCCUAAAAUGCCUAAAUAUUUACUCUCAGGCUCUAGUUUGCUGACCCUUGCACUGGAGUAAAUGAGUUAAAGUGCAGAUGCUGGAGCUAGAUGGAAUUAGAUUCAUCAUUGGGUGCCUUCAUCUGUAAAAUAAGUUCUGGCCAUUUCAUCAGAGAAGCAAACAGAAUAGUGACAAGUAAUUAAUGCUUUUUUAUCAAGGAAAAAUGAAGACAAGAGGUUUCUAUGCUCUUCUUGCUGACAGUAUGAUAACAGAAAAUGACUGUUUCAUGGCAUCUGUUUAUUUGUGAGUAAUCAGAAAUGCACAUAGCUCUUCAGGAAUCAAGCUAAACUUAAAGAAGACGGGUAGAAAUUGGAGAGUGUCAUGGAGUACAAGAUUGAGGGAAAGGAAAAAUACCAACAUAGCUUGAAUUUACUGAAUAGAAUUAAAAACAUGAAAGAAUUUGCAGAAAUGAUUGAUGUAGUACUCAUAGCAGAAGAGGAGAAAUUUCCUUGCCAUAGACUGGUUCUGGCUGCGUUUAGUCCCUAUUUCAAAGCUAUGUUCACCUGUGGACUACUUGAAUGUACUCAGAGGGAAGUCGUACUCCAUGACAUCACAGCAGAAAGCGUGUCAGUGAUACUAAAUUACAUGUACAGUGCUGCUUUAGAGAUCAGCAACACCAACGUGCAGACCGUGGCUGUAGCUGCCUAUUUCAUGCAGAUGGAAGAAGUAUUUAGUGUAUGCCAAAAAUACAUGAUGGACCACAUGGAUGCCUCCAACUGUGUAGGAAUCCACUACUUCGCAAAUCAGAUUGGAGCUGAAGAUUUAUCUGACCAAUCAAAGAAGUACUUAUAUCAGCACUUUGCCGAGGUGAGCUUACAUGAAGAAAUACUAGACAUUGAAGUGCACCAGCUUUUGGCACUUAUUAAAUCAGAUGAUCUGAACAUUUCCAGGGAGGAGAGCAUUCUGGACUUGGUUCUAAGAUGGGUAAAUCAUAACCAAGAAUUGCGUAAAGAGCAUCUUGUUGAACUCUUGAAGCAAGUCAGGCUAGAACUUAUAAGUCCUUCUUUCUUAAGACAGGCCCUAAAAAGGAACACAAUGCUUCUGUGUGACGCAGGUUGCAUUGACAUCAUUCAAAAUGCAUUCAAAGCCAGCAAGACGCCCCAGCAGCACUCCCUGAACCUUCGCUAUGGCAUGGAAACCACCAGUCUUCUGCUUUGUAUUGGCAACAACGCUUCAGGAAUCAGGUCGCGACAUAGGAACUAUGGGGAUGCCAGUUUUUGCUUCGACCCUGUGUCACGGAAGACCUAUUUUAUUUCGUCCCCCAAGUAUGGGGACGGUUUAGGAACUGUGUGCACUGGUGUCGUCAUGGAAAAUAACACUGUUAUUGUGGCUGGAGAAGCAAGUGCCUCCAGGCUCUCAAGACAAAAGAAUAAGAAUGUGGAAAUCUAUAGGUAUCAUGACAGAGGAAACCAGUUUUGGGAAAAAUUAUGCACAACUGAAUUUCGGGAACUCUAUGCUCUGGGCAGUAUUCAGAAUGACCUCUAUGUUGUUGGAGGACAGAUGAAAAUAAAAAACCAGUAUCUUAUUACAAACUGUGUUGAUAAGUACUCUGUAGAACAGGACAGCUGGAAGCGAGUAUCUCCCCUGCCAUUACAGUUAGCCUGUCAUGCUGUAUUGACGGUGAAUAAUAAACUUUAUGUGAUUGGAGGCUGGACCCCUCAGAUGGAUCUUCCCGAGGAAGAGCCUGAUAGAUUAAGCAACAAGCUGUUCCGCUAUGACCCCACCCAGGAUCAGUGGCAAGAGCUCCCACCCAUGCAGUACUCCAAGUACCGGUUCAGUGCGGCUGUGGCCAGUGGCGAGAUCUACGUUCUGGGUGGAAUCGGCUGCCUGGGCCCUGACCGGGGCCAGGUUCGAAAGUGCCUUGAGGUGGUGGAGAUCUACAACCCCGACGGGGACUUCUGGCGAGAGGGCCCCUCCAUGCCAACGCCCCUCCUCUCCCUCCGAACCAACUCCACCAAUGCGGGAGCAGUAGACGGCAAGCUCUAUGUCUGUGGGGGCUUCCAUGGAGCAGACCGCCACGAGGUUAUCUCCAAAGAAAUCCUGGAGCUGGACCCUUGGGAGAACCAGUGGAACGUCGUGGCGGCCAACGCCCUCAUGCACGACAGCUACGAUGUCUGCCUGGUGGCCAGGAUGAACCCCCGGGACCUCAUCCCUCCCCCCUCGGACCUGGUGGAGGGCGGUGAGCACUGAGGACGGCUGCCGGAGGAGCGGGUGGGGGGAGGGGGGAGGGGGCAUGCCUGCAAGCAGAGCAGCGUGUGUGGCAGCCCAGGGAGCGAGGGCGCUCGAUAAGUUUGGGAGGACCGUACGGGUGGACAGGAGGAGGGACGGCCGAGGACCAGCAUCCCAAGCAAGGACCUUGCUCAGCUGGGCCUCAAGAACUGCGCUACCAGAGGGGUCCUCUCUGUGUGAAGUGGCUGAGGGUUCCAUCCAUGGGGAGGCCAUGGGAGACUCCAGGCAAAGGCCCUGGGGCAGGAACAUGCAGACACAGCCUGCUGGCACUACUACCUGGGACCCAGGAACACAGCUGCUAAAUGGCCAACACCUGAAGCACAAAGGCCCUAGUGGGCAGGGCCUGGGGACGGUGCCAAAAGCUCCUUACGUGUGCUCUGGCCCGGGCUACACACACUGUGAGCUCCUGGCCUGGCAGCGGCCACACAGCCACACUGGAAACUCGGUCUGUGCCACCAGACCACCAUGAGCAGCCGAGUCUGUGUCCAGACCAGGGUGGCUUCUGAGACUCUGCGACUUCCCAGGUUCUACCCUUCUGCAGCUUGAGGCAGGCCGGACACAGCCAGGGGUGGAGCCGGCACGGGG